AUGAAUGGUGUAAGUGGAGUAGGGGUAGGAGCUGGUGGUAUACCAGGGGAAAUCGUGGGUGUGGAACCAGCGCCGAAUGUGACCGAGCGAGACACAGUGAAGGAGGAAAAGAGACCUGAGACCACAGUGCUGCCUGUGGCUGCGCCAGUAGUGGUGCCUAUACAGCAAGAGAACGUGUGGGUAGUUGGAGGGCCGGGGAGUAACAAAGCGAGCCUGUGUGAAAGAGCUGUUGCACGACGAGACGGCUGGACACAUUUCAGCGUGGGUCAGCGUCUCCGAGCUUUAGCGGAUGCAGGCGGCGGUCCUGCAUCGGACGGUGCAUUGGCGCGGGCUGCGGUGAGCGGCGGCGAGCAGGCGCCCCGGGAGCUGGUGGGUCGACUGGUGAAGGCUGCGCUGUCAGACGCGGCGCGCACCGCACACGGACUCGUGCUCGACGGUUACCCCAGGGAUAUGGAGCAGCUGGAACACUUCCAGAAGGAGCCCCGUAUGCUCCUGCUGGACUGCUCGAAGCUGCAGCUGGGUCGUGGACGGCGCGACGACUCUGUGGCCGCGUUCCGCCGCCGACUCGAGGUGUUCCGCGAGCUCAGCCUGCCCAUGCUUAAACACCUCGAUCAGAAUCAUAGACUAGUCAUAGUGGAUGGCGAUACAGAUUCUACGGAAGUACAAGAGGAGUUUACUCAGGUACUUCUGGAGGAGAUGGAGAAAGCUGAAGCACUUGCCGCGAUGCCAGAACAGCCGCCCACGCCUAAACCGAAUGGAACAGCAGUACAGCAGUUUGCCCACGCCAUGGCGCGCAUGAGUGGUGGGAUGGGCAACGGCUUCGCGAACGGCGCUCUAAGAAAUGGAACCGCACACAACGGGAUCCUGCCCAACGGUAACGUGGCCAAUGGAUUCGCGAACAUGGCCAACAAUAAGGUGAGGAAACGGGUAUGAUGAUUGAUAUUUUAUGAAGAUCUAUACAUCAUCAUCAGCCGUAAGAUGCCCACUGCUGAGCAUAGGCCUCCCCCAUAGGUCUCCACGACGAUCGGUCCUACACUGCCCGCAUCCAGUGGAUUAAUCCUUUAUAAGAUCGUCAGUACACUUGGAGGGAGGCCUACCCACUGAGCGUCAUCCGGUACGUGGUCGCCAUUCGAGAACUCUUCCGGCCCAACGGCCAUCAGUUCUUCUCACUAUGUGUCCCGGCCACUGCCACUUUAACUGAGCAAUUCUUUGAGCAAUGUCAGUAACGUUAGUCCUCCUACGGAUCUCUUUAUUUCUUAUUCGAUCACGUAGAAAAAUACCAAACAUUGCUUGCUCCUUUGCCCGUUGGGUGACCUUGAGCCUUCUUAUGAGACUGAUAGUGACCACCCACGUUUCGCUUCCAUAAGUCAUCGCUGAUAACACAUACUGAUAGGAUAGACACUGAAGGCCUAUACACCAUUAUCAUUAUCAGCCUAUUAAUAUCCGCUACUACAUAUACAUACUAUCUAAGACAUCGAUGGCGCAGUGGUUAGCGCUCUCAGUCUACUAUACGGUAGUUAAGCAACUUUCGCUGUGGCCGGUCAUAGGAUGGGUGGCCAAAAAAAUAUUACGCAGCUUCUGUAGUUCUACUGCUGCAUCUGCAGUCGUUAAUAUCCACCAGUCCGCACUGGACCGUUGUGGUAAGUUAGAGACAUUAAUAGGCUGGUGAUAUUUACCCCCAAUUCUGAAACACGGGCUUUUCUUAUGGUAAAACCAAUAAUGAACAACGUGUCAAAGAUUCCCACCGUAUCCCAGAUGACGCAUGACGAGGUGCGUCGUCUGUACGAGCAGAGCUCCGGUGACAUCACCAUGAACACACACAUGUAG
Diatraea saccharalis (sugarcane borer) is the source of this 1827-nucleotide messenger RNA. The record is from the annotation of a GenBank genome assembly. Lineage: Eukaryota; Metazoa; Arthropoda; Insecta; Lepidoptera; Crambidae.